Messenger RNA from Elaeis guineensis (African oil palm), 3900 nucleotides. Its product is annotated as pumilio homolog 2. Lineage: Eukaryota; Viridiplantae; Streptophyta; Magnoliopsida; Arecales; Arecaceae. Gene Ontology annotation, molecular function: mRNA binding. Gene Ontology annotation, cellular component: cytoplasm. The record is from RefSeq and is a predicted model, not a curated record. Gene Ontology annotation, biological process: post-transcriptional regulation of gene expression.
CACUGUUCUCUUACUCUCUCUUUCUCUCUCUCCGUCUGUCACUGCUGCUACUUGCUUCUCUUCUCUCCUCGUUCCAAGGCCUCGGAGCGGAGAGCGGGGUUUCAAUGGCGGAAUCGAUGGCCGAUCGCCGAUCGCUUCGAGCUCGGGCGUAGAAAGGUCGCGCCUUUUUCAUUCGAUCUUUCGGACGCCCAAGGCAAUCUGGCCUCCGGAGUGGCGAUCGGUCGCCGAGCCAGGGAUUUAGGGUUUCCAAUGGGGAAAUGGUGUGAAUCCUUGUUUUAAUGGCGAAAGAUCCGAUUUUUCCGGUUAAAACAUAGUGGGUUUGGGGUUUUCUCAUCUCGCAGCUGUUCAAGCAGCCAUCUUUCGCUGUUUUUUCUCCUUUCUCGUUUCUUUUUUGGGGUGGUUUUGAAGUUUAGUUUUAUCUCCUUUUUUUUGUAGUUUUUUUGUUUCUGUUUUUGGGAUGGUCACUGAGAGCCCCCUGACGGUGCUAUCGGAGAGGGGGGUUCGGUCCAUGAUCGGGAGCGGGGGGGAAGGAUUUGGUGGGGAGGAGUUGGAAUUGCUCCUCCGGGAGCAGCGGAGGCAGGAGGCGAGCGAUCGGGAGCGGGAGCUGAAUAUUUACAGGAGUGGCUCCGCGCCUCCUACAGUCGAAGGGUCGCUCACUGCCGCGGGAGGGCUCUUUGGCAGGGAGGCCGCUGCUGGCGUGCCGGAUUUCUCCCCAGGAAAUAAUGGGAAUGCUUUAUUAUCCGAGGAGGAGGUCCGGUCUCAUCCGGCUUACCCCUCCUACUACUACUCUCAUGUUAAUAUGAACCCGCGCCUCCCUCCUCCGAUUCUAUCCAAGGAGGACUGGAGGUCCACACAGAGGCUUAAGGCCGGGAGCUCCGUGUUGGGAGGGAUCGGGGAUAGGAGGGGACCAAACAGGGACGAGGAAGGGAGUGGCAGCUCGCUUUUCUCGCAGCAGCCUGGCUUCAAUUUGCAGGAGGAGCGCAAGGGCAACCUGAGGGCGGUGCCUGGUUCUGGGGAGUGGCUGAACCAAGAAGGAGAUGGGCUGCUCGGGUUGUCACUCGGCCGACAGAAGAGCUUUGCUGAUAUUCUUCAGGAUGACCUUGGCCGUGGAACUUCCAUGUCAGGCCAUUCAUCUCGCCCAGGAAGUCGCAAUGCAUUUAUUGAUGGUGUCGAACUGUUAGGUUCUGCUGAGUCUCAUCUUGCUCCACCUAAAGAAAUGGCAUAUUUAGAUGGGAAAAAAUCUGGGGGUCAUGUCCAAAGUGUUCCUGGACUUAAGAAUGUUGGUGCAUCGGCAUCUCAUAACUUUGCAUCUGUUUUAGGAUCAUCCCUAGAGAGAAGCACCACUCCUGAUCCUCAGGUGGUGGCAAGGGCUCCCAGUCCUUGCCUUCCACCAGUUGGGGUGAGGCUUAACGCCAAUGACAAGAAACAUAACAAUGGCUCAUCUUCCUUCAAUGGUGUCUCCUCUGGCAUUGCUGAAUCGGAUGAUCUUAUAACUGCUUUAUCAGGCAUAAGCUUGUCAACUGCUGCUGCAAUGGACAGUGACAAUAUUUCACAGUUGAAUCUUCAACCAGGAUUCAACAACCACCAGUCUUUUCUUUUUGAUUCGCAAAGUGGCCAAAACCAUGUCAAGCAACACACUUUCCUGAAAAAUUCGGAUCCAGAAUAUUUACAUGUGUCUUCUAUUCCACAGUCAUCUAACUCUUCUAUUUCACCUCCGCAAUUUCAGAAUCUUGAUUCUGUGGAUACAGCAUUUACAAGUUAUGGAUUGAGUGGGUUCUCUGUGAAUCCUGUGUUACCAUCGAUGACAGUCAAUCAUAUUGGAACAGGAAAUUUGCCUUCCUUGUUUGAAAGUGCUUCUGCUGCUGCCGCAUCUGUAUCUCUUGGUAUGGACUACAGGGGCUUAGGAGGUGGCAUAUUUGCACCCCCAAAUUUAACUAAUCAAGCAGACUUGCAGAAUCUCGGUCGAAUUGGUAAUCAGACAGCAGCAGCUCUUCAGUCACCCCUUGCUGACCCGCUUUAUGUUCAGUAUCUGAAGGCAGUUGAAUAUACAGCACAAGUUGCAGCUAGCCAUAGCAAUCCUUCUGUGGAAACAGGUUUUGCUGGGAAUUCUUAUAUGGAUUUACUUGGAUUGCAGAAAGCUUAUGUAGGAACAUUGCUUCAACCGCAGAAACAGUAUGGGGUGCCGCUUCUAGGUAAAUCUGGAGCAUUAAAUCAAAGUUUCUAUGGGAGUCCAGCUUUUGGCCUGGGUAUGUCAUAUCCAGUAAGCCCUUUGGCAAGUCCUAUUGCUUCUCCAGUUGGACCUGGCAGUCCUCUUAGGCAUGGUGAGCGCAACAUGCGAUUUCCUUCUGGCUUGAGAAAUUUACCUGGAAGUGUCAUGGGCUCCUGGCAUUGUGGUCCAACUGGCAGCAUGGAUGAAAAUUUUCCAUCCUCACUUCUGGAUGAGUUCAAGAGCAACAAGACAAGAUGUUUUGAGCUUGCUGAAAUUGCUGGCCACGUGGUUGAGUUCAGUGCUGACCAGUAUGGGAGCCGUUUCAUACAACAGAAACUUGAAACAGCAACCACUGAAGAGAAAAACAUGGUUUUUGAAGAAGUCAUCCCUCAUGCACUUUCAUUGAUGACAGAUGUUUUUGGAAAUUAUGUGGUCCAAAAGUUUUUUGAGCAUGGGAGUGCAGCUCAGAGAAGGGAAUUGGCCAACCAGCUUAAUGGGCAUGUGUUGGCUCUCAGCCUUCAGAUGUAUGGCUGUCGAGUGAUCCAAAAGGCAAUAGAAGUUGUUGAUUUGGACCAGAAAACAAAAAUGGUUACAGAGCUUGAUGGCCACAUUAUGCGUUGUGUGCGUGAUCAAAAUGGAAACCAUGUUAUUCAAAAAUGCAUUGAGUGUGUCCCUCAGGAUGCCAUUCAGUUUAUCAUCUCAACCUUCUAUGAUCAAGUCGUGACUUUAUCAACUCAUCCAUAUGGUUGUCGUGUGAUACAGAGGGUGUUAGAGCACUGUGAUGAUCCUAAAACUCAGCAAAUUGUGAUGGAUGAAAUUUUGCAAUCUGUUUGCAUGUUGGCGCAAGAUCAGUAUGGCAAUUAUGUUGUCCAGCAUGUAUUGGAGCAUGGAAAACCUCACGAGCGAUCUGCCAUUAUCAAGAAAUUAGCUGGACAGAUAGUUCAGAUGAGCCAACAGAAGUUUGCAUCAAAUGUUGUUGAGAAGUGUUUGACUUUUGGUGGCCCUGAAGAACGUCAAAUUUUGGUAAAUGAGAUGCUUGGCUCCACUGAUGAAAAUGAGCCACUCCAGGCCAUGAUGAAAGAUCAAUUUGCUAACUAUGUUGUACAGAAAGUAUUGGAGACUUGUGAUGAUCAGCAACGUGAGUUGAUCCUUUCACGAAUAAAGGUCCACUUGAAUGCACUGAAGAAAUAUACUUACGGAAAGCAUAUAGUUGCUCGUGUAGAGAAACUUGUUGCAGCUGGGGAAAGGAGGAUUGGACUGCAGUCCUCAUAUUCCUCUUAGAUGGCAUAGGAACGAAGUUGUACAGCUAACUGAGGCUAGUGUGAACUCCUUUUAUCUAUUUAAUGGGCAGGUACAAGCUGGCUGGGAAUAAAAAUGUUGCUUGUACUGGAAAACUGUACAUUCUGUAGUUUGAGGUUAUAGUUUAUAUGCCAAGCCUGAGGCUCAGAAGGUUAGUAUACCUGCUGCCCCUGCACGGGAGAUUAAUGUCUGUACAAGCUUUUAUGGGUGUAAAGAGAUGGUAAAGGAAAGAUGCAUAUGGUAGCAUGACUGUACAAAUGUAGCGACGUGGAGAGCUGUCAGUUGUUUAGGACUUAGCAGAAUCUUAAUUCUCUUUGGUUUUUUUUUUUAUUACUCAUGGAUUUUAUAGUACAUUAUAAACAAUUUUCACAUGCCAUUCACUUGUUUAUGGU